CGGAUGAAAACAAACAGUGACGAUGGCGGCGCCGGGAAGCGACCGGCUGCUGGGCUGAAGGCAGGAGUGAUCACUUGAGCUGUGAGGGAAGCCCUGAAGAGCGUCUGUAGACGUGAGUGCGACAACUCGCGCAGUCUUGGGAACGAAACUCCCGGGGCCUGCGAGCCACGAGGCUCCUGAGGCGAGAGGUAUUAUCUGCGACCCGUGCUGUCAGUGCAGCUCCGGAGCGCGGAGCUCUCAGCCAGGAGGCGCAACUGGCCGGCCCCAGGCCCCGGCCUCCGUAAUGAGAGCCCCGAGCCACUCUCUGUGUUGCAGCUUCACAGGUGAGGGUGACUGUUGACUAGUGAAAAAAGGGACCCAAGGUUCACGACUCUCUUACUGGCAGUGGAAUGACCUGUGGAAACCUGCGAUCCAUUCUCAUUAAGUAAAUCUCUGGAUUCCUAUAGGCAAUGGAAACUGAUCUCAAUUCCCAGGACAGAAAGGACCUGGACAAGUUCAUUAAGUUUUUUGCCCUCAAGACUGUCCAAGUGAUUGUCCAGGCUCGACUGGGCGAGAAGAUUUGUACUCGUUCAUCUUCUUCCCCAACGGGUUCAGACUGGUUCAAUUUAGCAAUCAAAGACAUCCCAGAGGUUACACAUGAAGCAAAGAAGGCGCUGGCAGGGCAGCUGCCUGCCGUCGGGAGGUCUAUGUGUGUGGAGAUCUCACUCAAGACUUCUGAGGGAGAUUCCAUGGAGCUAGAAAUCUGGUGUCUGGAAAUGAAUGAAAAGUGUGAUAAAGAAAUCAAAGUUUCCUAUGCCGUGUACAACAGACUGUCGUUGCUACUGAAGUCUCUCCUUGCUAUAACUAGGGUGACACCAGCUUACAGACUCUCCAGGAAACAAGGGCAUGAAUAUGUCAUAUUGUACAGAAUAUAUUUUGGGGAAGUUCAGCUGAAUGGCUUAGGAGAAGGUUUCCAGACAGUUCGUGUUGGGACAGUGGGUACCCCUGUGGGCACCAUCACUCUUUCUUGUGCUUACAGAAUUAACUUGGCAUUCAUGUCCACCAGGCACUUUGAGAGGACCCCACCUAUCAUGGGGAUUAUUAUUGAUCACUUUGUGGACCGUCCCUAUCCCAGCUCCUCACCCAUGCAUCCCUGCAAUUACAGAACCGCUGGUGAGGACACUGGAGUAACAUAUCCUUCUGUGGAAGAUUCUCAAGAAGUGUGUACCACCUCUUUUUCCACCUCCCCUCCAUCCCAGUGUGUGUUUACUGUCACAAAGGCACAUUUUCAGACCCCUACUCCUGUGGUGACGGACACUCUGAGGGUCCCCAUGGCAGGACUGGCCUUUUCCCAUCAACUUUCAAGCUCUCGCCUUUCCUGUCAGCCUGCUGCCCUGGGCGUUGGAUCAGCUGACCUGGCUUGUCCAGCAGUGUUUGCUGCCGGCUUAAACACCACACACCCUUACCAGCUAAUGGUUCCUGGGAAGGAAGGUGGGGUACCCCUUGCUCCCAACCAGCCUGCCCACGGUGCCCAGGCUGGUGACCAGGAGAGACUGGCAACCUACACCCCUUCUGAUGGGGCCCACUGUGCUGCCACACCUUCCAGCAGUGAGGAUACUGAAACUGUGUCAAACAGCAGUGAGGGACGGGCCUCCCCCCAUGAUGUCUUGGAGACCAUCUUUGUCCGGAAAGUGGGGGCUUUUGUCAACAAACCCAUCAACCAGGUGACCCUGACCAGUUUGGACAUACCCUUUGCCAUGUUUGCUCCCAAGAAUUUGGAGCUGGAGGGUGUGGAUCCCAUGGUGACUCCUCCAGAUUCCCCAGAGACUACAUCUCCUCUUCAGGGCAGCCUGCACUCUGAUGGCUCCAGCGGGGGCAGCAGUGGCAAUGCCCAGGACGACUUUGUCAUGAUCGACUUCAAACCAGCUUUUUCUAAAGACGACAUUCUUCCGAUGGACUUGGGGACCUUCUAUCGUGAAUUUCAGAACCCCCCUCAGCUGAGCAGCCUCUCCAUAGAUAUCGGGGCACAGUCCAUGGCUGAGGACUUGGACUCACUACCAGAGAAGCUGGCUGUGCACGAGAAGAAUGUCCGAGAAUUUGAUGCCUUUGUAGAAACCCUGCAGUAAAAGUUGGUGUCCUCGAGUA
Balaenoptera ricei (Rice's whale) is the source of this 2124-nucleotide messenger RNA. RefSeq names its product autophagy related 13 (gene ATG13). Lineage: Eukaryota; Metazoa; Chordata; Mammalia; Artiodactyla; Balaenopteridae. Gene Ontology annotation, cellular component: Atg1/ULK1 kinase complex; cytosol; extrinsic component of membrane. Gene Ontology annotation, biological process: protein localization to phagophore assembly site; autophagosome assembly; piecemeal microautophagy of the nucleus. The transcript has 19 exons. The record is from RefSeq and is a predicted model, not a curated record. Bases 450 to 2105 code for a protein of 551 amino acids.